AUUGAAUAAGUGUUAAUAAUUUAAUUUAUAACCUGAUAAAAUGUGCUACAGUCCAGUACAUUCAGUACUUUGAUUUAAAAUUCGACCAAUCAGAAGUGGUUUUACAUCACGGUUAUAAUUACUCAGUUUUCGACAGGUAGCAGGCAAUACACAAUACUGUGAAACAGCUGAGUAGUAGUGUGGUUAUGUUUCACAAGUAAUACCAUCAAAAGAAUAUGUAGUUUUAUUGGAAUAUUUUCUACAGCAUGUAAGAGGGUAGUUUAGUAUUAACGAAGAAGGAUAGAGGGAAUUUUAUUCACCAUGGAUUAUAAAAUAAACUUUCAAUACCUGUGUUGUGUGCUUUUGUUCGGAUUUCUAGAUUCGAUUUUAGCAGAAAAAAACUGUCAUCCUGUGCGAACAGAAUUCCAGAAUCGAAAAAUUGGACCUCCAGAUUUGGUUCCAAAUUUUGCAAUUCAUGAUAAUGAAAUCAAGAUCUGUUUUGAUCCAUUAAGAGAUCCAACAAGACUGUCAUGUUGUUCAAAAGCAAGUGAACAACAGUAUGUUAUUGCUGCUAAGAAAUAUCUUAAAGACAGUGUACGUUCUAAAACUGCCUUUUUAAAAAAGUCAAUACUAGACCAUAUUUCACAGUUUGAAGAAAGAUUAUCUUCAUUAAUACUUUUAUCUGAGAACAAAACUUCAGUGACUUUAGAAGAUCUUUACAAAAUUCCAAAGUCAGAAUAUAGUCAAACUGUAUCAGAAUUCUUUUCACAGAUACGUCUGUUCAUGAAACAAAAACAAGUGAGUUUAUAUGCCUCUGUUGCAACGUUUUAUGACAAUAUAUUUCCAUCAGUGUUGAAGUACAAUCUUCAUAGUGGGAAAGUUUUGACUUUGACGCCAGAACAGACUUCAUGCUUGCGAAGGAAUCGGCAAGACAUUGUUCCGGUACCAUUUGGUAAAACCCAAUACAAUAUUUCACACAGUUUACAACAUACAUUGUCAAAUGUGAAAUCAUACAUAGAAGUGCUUUCUCUAGUUGUUGAAGCCAUUAACUUGACUGAUAAUGCUUCAGUCACAGAAAAAUGUGUUCACCAAGUGACUCAGCUCCAGUUUUGUUCACGUUGUCAAAACGAAACCACUGUGUUACCAUGCAAAGGAUUAUGUUUGAAUACAAUGAGAAGAUGUCUAGCACAGUUUUCCAUUUUACAUCAAGACUGGAAAAAACUGAUGAUGUCGGUUGUACGACUAGAUGGUGGACAAAGUGACAAAUACAACGUGGAAGCAAUACUUCAACAACUGAGUCACGAUAUUGAUAUGUCAAUCAAACAUGCAGUUCGUAACAUUGCAGUUACUUAUAAUGCUGCUAAAGGUUUAUGUGCUAUUUCUGCAGCAGACACACAAAUUCCAAUCAGAACCGCUUCUAGUGAGCUGGGAACACAACUCAAACAUAACAGAAACCGUAGAACAAUGGGUGGUGACCUAAACGAUCAAGUCCUACAAGUGAAGGAACAACUUCUUAUUUCAAUGAAUAUUUUCAGCACUCUUUCUGAAGAUAUUUGUGAGCAAAAACUUUUUUAUGACCAGGAUCCAGAUAGUGCUGUGUGUUGGAAUGGUACAUUGGUGGGCAGAUUCACUGGUAAUAUCGAGCAUCUUAAAGCAUUUACCACAUCAGAGAUGGAUGUGGACCCACAAUUAAUAACAAUGAGAGACAAACUGUCAUUGACGAGAAAUACUUUAGAUACAGAACAUCAAGAAUACUCAAUGAUGUCAGAUUCCUCAAUUUUCAAGUAUGGUAGCGGUGAUGGAGGUAUAAAUGAUGGCGGAGGCAUCGUUCUAGAGACAGAUGAUGAAGAUUUGAAUGGAUCGGGAAGUGGUAGUGGGGAUGGAAGUGGUCAAACACCGAGCCCAAUUGAUGUCACCCUUGCACCAACCAAAAGCUUCAAUAAACCUCCAAAUAGAAAUCAACGGCCUGAAAGUUCUGCCAGUUCAGUUUCUGUUUCCAUGGUGAUGGUUAUUCUGACAGUUAUAACAACAUUGAUAUUAUGACAGACAGCAGUUGACUGAAGAGAAAAGAACGGAGUGAGACACUCGGAAUAAAACUUCUAUCAUGUGAUAUUUGCAAUUAUGUUAACUUUAUUGUCUUAUUGUAAUGUAUAUGUGCCUUUAUACAUAACUAAUAUUAGCAGCAUUCUUAUAAGUAUUUUUAAAAAAGCUUCUUGUCACACUAUUUUUAUAUUAUCUUCUGUGUGAAAAAAACAUGUCUUCAUGACUUUUUCCAAACACUUGCUGUUCACAAAAGUAUAGUUGACUUAGUCAAUGAAUUUAUUAAGAGAUAAUAAGAACAUGCAUAGAUCAAAACUUUGAAACAUACAAAACACCAAGUAUGACUUUGAACCUUGAACAAGGUCCACUCAUUUACAUACAGGUAUUGUUAAUAAUAUAAAAAAAUGUGACAGUUGCUUUUAAUCAUAAACAUACAUAGUUAUACCAUAAUAGACAGAAACUAUUUAAUACAUAGAAAUAAUGUGUGUGACUGUAGACAAAUAUGUGUGUAGUUUGGAACAAAAUUGCAUUUAAGAGUCUGAAGCAUUGUGGGUAAAAAAUAUCAAAAAUACAAACCAAAACUUUUGGUGAGGGAAAAUCCAAGAUAAUGAAUAUUAGAGUCAUUUAGUCACUCCCAUUCUGGUGCAUGAACAGUUAAAUUACUCAUAGAGCUUCAGAUAUUGAAAAUGUAAAUUGCAUUAUAUCAUAACUUCUAAUUGUUUAAAAUUAAGAAAAAAAAUGAAUGGUAGUGCCCUGCUGCCUUAUGUUAUUCUUGAUACAUAAUUUGAAUAACAUAGAUAUGAAAAAUUGACUGCUCCAUCAGAGAGUUAAUAAAUUUGAUACAUUGAAUAAUUGAAAUUAAUGGAUUUGAUAAGAUAUUUCAUUUUUUGUUCAGAAUAUCUACAGGAUAAAUCCUUGCAUGUUUUUUUAGUCUACUGUUGAUAAAAUUUUAUGUUGCCAAACUUUUUUGCGUCUGAAUUUCGCCAUUAGGUGUUUGAUUAUGUAUUCAUUAGUCAAGUCUUUCUACCAGUUUAUGCAUAUUUAAUGGGCAACAUUAAGUUACAACACAUUGAAUCAGAUGUUCAUUGCUGUAUAAUCCAAUACAUUGUACUUGGAAACAUAUGCAUGUUAGAUUAGUAAAUAAUGCUUUUCCUAGUUGUUAUUUUUUCAUUAUUGUCAUUAUCAAAAGGUAUAAUCUCAAGUCUUUCAGAAUUGUAUGUAUAUUUUGCUGAUGUAUUUUUUAGCUAACUGGCCAAAGGUCAAUCGUAGUUUUUGCAUUGCUUUGCUUGUAUCCAUUCUCUGCGUCAUAAGUAGUGUUACUCAGUGUUACCUUAAGGACUUGUAUAUUUUAAGACUUAACUGAUAAACCAAUAUCAGUCAAUGUAAUUCUUUUCGGAAAACUUCUUCUACUAUAUAGCAUGUUUUGUUUUUAAAUUAGUUUUAUAAAAUUACUGUUUUAGUGCCUGAUGCAUUCUGGGUAAUAUGUUCAAAAAGAAACACUGAAACAUUGUGAUUUUUAAAGUGAAAAUUUUUUCUCAUUUGAGUAAACUAAAAAAAUGUUUUCAUUUGAGUAAACUAAAAAAAGGGUAAUUUCAAACAUCCAAAUUUGGAGUAUACCUUUUCAUUAUUAAGGGUUUGCUAACUUCAAUGAAAGUGUAUUCAGAAAAAUGAAUUGAUUAUCUGCAACACUGAAGAGAUGUAUAAUUUUUUUUCAAAACUGUUUUACAGAUUAUUUAAUUCUAACAUUCCUAUAGGCAAUUAAUUAACAUUUUCUUAGCCAAAAAAACUUAAAUAGCUUUUCAAGUUCAAUGUAAAUCAUGAGUGAACAAACAUACGUCUUUGCGUAAGCUUUAGCUUUCUUUUGCUUUAUUAUAUUUGUUUCAAGUCAUUGUACAUAUAUAUCUAAAUGAAAGCUGCAAGCUAAUUAACGUGGAAAGUUCAGUUGUCACUUGUUAACAAAGUCAUAACAAUGAAGGAAUGUAUGAGAAAAAUGUCUAAACUUGUUAUAUCCUUUGUUAUGUAUAUACUUAUUGAUAUGUAUCUAACCAAAUCAGACAAAUCUUUAGCUUUUCAGGCCUGUCUGUGUUCACUCAAAAAAGUUCAUUGUGCUUUUUAUUCUAUUUUUUGUCAUGAUUUUAUUUUUGUUUCAUUUUCUUAUGAAAUUUUUAAAGACAAAAGUACUUAUCUGCCUAAAAUAAAAUUAAAAAAAGUCUGAGAAGCUAAAGAAUUACUCUGUGUGGCCUCUCUGAUUUUAUUUUGCAUCAUGUUAAAAUUUUAACCAAGCAUUAUAGACCAUUUAUCAUAUAUGUAGUAGAAUAUCCUUCAGUUGUUGUCCUUAAUAGAAAGUUAUAAAGGGGAGAUAAUAAAUUACAAAGACACGAAGGGAGAUAACUGAAUAAUUUCCCACU
Messenger RNA from Mytilus trossulus (common blue mussel), 4427 nucleotides. RefSeq names its product glypican-5-like. Gene Ontology annotation, cellular component: plasma membrane; cell surface; extracellular region. The coding region runs from base 301 to 2022 and encodes 573 amino acids. Gene Ontology annotation, biological process: regulation of protein localization to membrane; cell migration; positive regulation of canonical Wnt signaling pathway. The transcript is spliced from 7 exons. The record is from RefSeq and is a predicted model, not a curated record. Lineage: Eukaryota; Metazoa; Mollusca; Bivalvia; Mytilida; Mytilidae.